This is a messenger RNA of Myotis daubentonii (Daubenton's bat), 2796 nucleotides long. Its product is annotated as Krueppel-like factor 16. The transcript is spliced from 3 exons. NCBI's taxonomy places the organism in Eukaryota, Metazoa, Chordata, Mammalia, Chiroptera, Vespertilionidae. The record is from RefSeq and is a predicted model, not a curated record. The coding region runs from base 1 to 873 and encodes 290 amino acids.
AUGCCAUUUAUCAUGAGUACUGGCAGGGUCAUGGCAAUAACUGCUUCGGAUACAACCAUGAGCAAGUCCAAAUCCCUGAGAGAGUAUCCAGUUGACCUAGACAGGUCAUGUGUCUGCCACUGUGACCAGGAAGAAGACACCUUGAUCAAUAGCCCUACCAAGACUGCCCAUAGUGGCAAGACGGACAUAGGACAGGUAUUAUUGAUUUUUAUAGUCAGGAAAACCAAUAUACAAGGAGAAAAGGGGCCACCCUCCCGGGCUGCCCCCGGCUCGGGCCCUGGAGCUGCCGCCGCGCCCCACCUGCUGGCUGCCAGUACCCUGGCCGACCUGCGAGGCGGGUCCACGGCGGCCCCGGGGGGGCGCCUCGCCUCCUCCUCCUCCUCCUCCUCCUCCUCCUCCUCCUCCUCCUCCUCCUCCUCCUCCUCCUCCUCGGCCGCUUCAUCCCCGUCCUCCGGCCGCGCCCCCGGCGCCGCGCCCGCCGCCGCCAAGAGCCACCGCUGUCCCUUCCCGGGCUGCGCCAAAUUGUACUACAAGUCCUCGCACCUCAAAUCGCACCUGCGAACGCACACAGGUGAGCGCCCCUUUGCCUGCGACUGGCCGGGCUGUGACAAGAAGUUUGCGCGCUCCGACGAGCUGGCCCGCCACCACCGGACGCACACAGGGGAGAAGCGCUUCCCCUGCCCGCUCUGCUCCAAACGCUUCACCCGCAGCGACCACCUUACCAAGCACGCACGCCGCCACCCUGGCUUCCGCCCAGAACUGCUCCGAUGCCCAGGCGCCCGCAGUACCUCACCCAGCGACUCCCUGCCCUGCAGCCUGGCUGGCAGCCCUGCACCCAGCCCAGCACCCAGCCCAGCCCCUGCCGGCCUGUAGGGCCCAUCCAGCCCACCCGGAUCUCACCCCACCCAGAGCACCAGCAACAUGCCUGUUGUCCAGGCACCCUUCCAGCGUUCCCCUGAGGGCCCUGAGGCCUCUGAUCCCUCAAGAAAGCAAGGAGGGGGCCUGAGACUAGACUGGGCUCAGCUGGACCUUUUGGAUAUGCCCCCCCGUGGGUGGCUGGGGCCCGUGUUUGUAAAUAGCCACGACCUAUAAUUCUUCCCAUCUGCUAAACUGGGACCCCAGGUGGGUGGCUGGCAGGUGCUCCUCUCUCCCCUUUGCCACUUCCCUGCUUUGGGGCGGGGGAUAUGUGUGUGGAGGGGGUCAGGAAAGGUACCCCCUGCCCAGUGCUUGGAAUCAGCCCCAGGCCCCUCUCUAGAUUGGGAAGAAGUGAGCAAAGAGCCAUAGAGGAUCCAGGGGUGACCGAGGGCCCACCCGCCUGGGGCUCCUCACCCCGUGGAAAGCCAUUGGAGAUGUUCAGGGAAAUGGGGUGCGGCCCAGCCAUCCCCCACUCGGGUAUUCGAUCUCAGGUGUUAACAGGUUCUGCCCCACUGCCCACGGGAGGCAGGUGGGCAGGGGGAGGGGGAGGGUAACCAUAGGGUCCGGGUUUUGCUUCUGAGAUGGGGGAGGGUGGGAGAGGAGCAGGGUUCUUCCAAAGAGCAUUUGCCUCACUUUGGGGGGAUGUGGAUAUGGGGAUGGAGUGAAUGCUGGCUUAUUUAUUUUCUUGUCGCUGCUGGCUGGGGUGCUGCCUGCCCCCCCUGGGUGGGUGUGGUGUGUUAGUGUAAGUGAGAAGCUGGUGCCGCAGCUACUCCCUGCUCCCGACGUUGGCCUUCCACAGCAUCACGUGACAAUCAUUCCCUCCCUUUUAGGGACCAGACAGCCACUGGGCUAAAUGCACCCCUCCCCACCCUGCAGGUGGAGGUGGGAGCCCUGGCUCCAUCCUGCCCCUUGCUGCAUGUCCCCCCGGGCUGCCAGGCCUGGACCAGUGGUUGAGUUGCCGCCCACAAGGAUAGGAGGCAGGAGGACUGGCCCAGAACCCCCUGGGAAGAGCUGGGUGUGUGUGUGUGUUUGGACCGGGUAGAAUAUUUUUUCAGGCACCAAUCUCUUUUUUGAUCAGGGCCACUGUGGGUGGUCUAUCGUCCUCAGGAGAAGGAGGUGAGGGGAGUGUCGUUGUGACCUAAACUUAGGGUGGAGAGGGGUGGAUGCCAUGUCCUCUGGCAGAGCCGGUGAGAUUUCCUUUUGGACCAAGGGACUGAGGAUCCAGCCCCCCUGCUCUGGCGUGGGAAGGGACCCAGGCUCCCUGCCCCCAGACCCUAAAAGGGCUUGUCUGCCCCCCCUCCCACUCCCCAUUGGCUGCAGGAGGUUUGUGGCAUCUGCAUUUGUUCCAGAGCCUUCCUCGUGGCCUGACUGGGAGCUGGGGGGUUGGAUGGCACUGUUGUGGACCUGGACCCUCAGCCUGGCAGGAUCCAGGGCUGGGUGCCUCAGGUCCUGUUGGAGCUGGGCUGGGGAGGGUCUGCCUGCAGGUUCAGCCCAGGGGCAGAUCCUUGCAGAGUUGGCCCAUCUGCCCUCAGUCCUUCUCUCCCAGAGGGGAAUGCCCUUGUCCUUGAGGGCAGAGGGGUGUGUGUCCCAUUCACCUUUGUGUCUGUGUGGAUGUCCCCUAGAUGUCCCAGGCCUGGCCAUGCCUGUCCACAGUGGGCUUCGGGGCCCAGGAAGCUGAGAGCUCUAAUGUCUGGCCCUGUUCAGGGGCCUGAAGAGACCCAGGCCCCCCUCCUCCAAUGGGCCAGAGGUAGCUGUGGCCUUUCACGGGGGGAUGGGGGGUAGGGGGUCGCAUCCCUAGGGACUCGUGCUUUCUCUGGUGGCACCCCUCUCCCUUGCCCUGCCUGCCCUUAUCCUUGUAUUUAAUUAAAUAAGCCCUUUUUU